Choloepus didactylus (southern two-toed sloth) is the source of this 2184-nucleotide messenger RNA. RefSeq names its product ras and EF-hand domain-containing protein-like. The transcript is spliced from 11 exons. The record is from RefSeq and is a predicted model, not a curated record. NCBI's taxonomy places the organism in Eukaryota, Metazoa, Chordata, Mammalia, Pilosa, Megalonychidae. The coding region runs from base 954 to 1361 and encodes 135 amino acids.
UUUAAGGCAGGCCCCGCCCCCGCCCUCCCGCCCGCGCCACCGCCCGGGUCCCCGCGCCGCCCGCCGCCCGCGCUCCGCCUUAGGUGUUGCGGGCCGGGAGCGCGCGCUGCUCUGCACCGGGCCGGCCCGGCGGGCGGGCGCUGGUAUGCGGGCUCCGGCGCCCCCGACUCCAUGCUCACCUCCCGCGAGGCGAGCCGCUGCAGAAGGAGCGCCAGGCCGGGGCGGAGUGCGGGCUCGCGCGGCAAGUGAGCGCCGAGGUCACGAAAUGGAUUCGAGUGAACCGGAGACCCAGAAAACGGAAACGAAGGGAGAACGAAGAGGUGUUUGAAAAGAUCAGGUGGGGCUAAGUGGCCAAGGCCAUACAGUGAUCAUGUGGCAGAGUUGGGAUCCACACCCAGGCUGAUGCUGGAGGCCCUGUGAUCAACACAUCAUAUUGCUUCACAACUAUGUUGAACAUCUGAACUCUGGCAGAAGAAAAGGGAUUUGAAAUCAAUCCACAGAACUAUGAAACCUUUCAACAGAUGAGAGAAAACACACAGUGAUCUCAUCCACUUGGUGCCACCAGCCUGAGACUUGGGAAGAGAAGCCGGUCCAGCAUCCUGGGCUCUCCUAGUGUGUGUUUUACUGCUGUUUGGACAAAGGAUGAUCUAAUCCAAGUAUUAAACCACCAGUGCCUGAGCCAGGACCUCCUACCCAGAAAAGAGCAAGUUAGUACCCUGUAUGAAAACAUCAACCUCGUGGAGUUGAGACUCAUUCAGCCAUAUGAACACGUUAUAACGAACUGUAUCUGUGAGAUCAAACUUCAGAGCCCGGAAAUGGAAAACCUGGCCAUUGCCGUGAAGAGAACGUCCCUUCAUGGAACCUCCUGACAUUGUAAAAAACAGCCUUGGGGAGAAAACUACUGGCCUGAUGAUGCUCUGCUGGCUAAACCCAAAGUGCCCAAGUCCCGCCUGAUGUGUGUGAAGGACGGCUACACUGACUUCCACAUCGGUUCAGGAGGUGUCUCUGCCUGGUUCCACGUGCUCAGGGAUGAAAAUGAGGCUCUCGCUUUUGGAUUGGUUUAUAUGCCUCAGGUUCUCACAAAUCUGGGAAGCAGCUGCUGCCUCAUUGAGUCCAAGGAGCUGAAAUUCUCAAUGGAGCUUGCAGAUCACGGACUGAAAAACAGAAAAGAGCAAGUUAGUACCCUGUAUGAAAACAUCAACCUCGUGGAGUUGAGACUCAUUCAGCCACAUGAACACGUUAUAACGAACUGUAUCUGUGAGAUCAAACUUCAGAGCCCGGAAAUUGAAAACCUGGCCAUUGCCGUGAAGAGGUGCAGAGAGAUAGCUCAUCGAUUGCACCCUAGACUUUGGCCCAAAUGAGCCCCAUGUCAUGAUUCGUUAGUUUCGUGUUCUGCAUGAACCACAAGCACCAUUGUCUGAACCCCUGGAGUAUGCAUCUCAGCUCAUUUGAAAUUGCCAAAUGGAAUGUUAUUUUGUGUGUUUGUUUUUCUCUAAAAUCACUGAUUGGAUUCCAGAUAUCUGGCUUAUUUCUAUUAAAAAAAAGCAACUUCCCAUUUCCCCACUAGCUUGGAUCCAUAUGGCAGCCUCUCCCAGCAUGUGACAAUUGUGGGGUUUGCGUCUGCUUGGGCUCUACCCUGCCUGUGCCCUUGGAAAAUCCAGACUUCAUCUGACAAGCCUGGUGAGUGUCUGUCCAGGUGAAAGUGUCGUUCAGUUCUGGGUCUUGUAUUUCAUUUUUUAUAAAGUUCAAGUCAGCUAACAAGAGACAAGAACAACACUCACCUGUGGGUUUUGCCUGGUUUAGUGAAAUAACUGCCUUUUUAACCUGUAAAUGCUCAGGGACAAGAUUUCAUAAACAAAUUCAUGCCCAUAAUGGUGUUUAUUUUGUGGACAUUUCUGGUAGCAAAUAUUAUUCACAGCUUAUAUCCAUAUUGUGGACAUUGUUCAGAUAGUCACCAUUUCUUCCAAAUUGCUUUUAAGAAAGUAUCCUUCUUAAUCUUUCCCUAUCUAAGCAGAUUUACUUAAUAGUUUCUAAACCAUAUUAUGAUUCUUACAUAUUUAAUUUAGCCAACAGUGUUGUGUUUUGAUUGUUUUAUUAUUACUGAAAUAUUAUAGUUUCCAAUUAUCUUUUAGUAAUGCCCAGGGGAGGAAAAAAAAAAACUGUCAUUCUUAUGAAAUAGUGUAG